This is a messenger RNA of Camelina sativa (false flax), 723 nucleotides long. RefSeq names its product CASP-like protein 1B2. The record is from RefSeq and is a predicted model, not a curated record. Lineage: Eukaryota; Viridiplantae; Streptophyta; Magnoliopsida; Brassicales; Brassicaceae.
GGUUACAUUGAGGGCAAAAUGUUUUAAAAGUCAUUAACACUGAUUCUUGGUGAAAACUGUAUUACAGUUCUUUGUUAUAGCUAAUGUAAUGGCGAGCUUCCACAACUUAUUGAUGAUUGCUCUUCAGAUUUUUAGCCCGAAACUGGAGCACAAAGGUCUCCAUGUCCUCUCUAUCGCCAUUCUCGACAUGCUAAACGCAACUCUAGUAUCUGCGGCUGCAAACGCGGCAGUGUUCGUAGCGGAGCUGGGGAAGAACGGAAACAAACACGCCAAGUGGAACAAAGUCUGCGACAGGUUUGCCACUUACUGUGAUCACGGCGCUGGAGCACUCAUAGCCGCCUUCGCCGGAGUGAUUCUUAUGAUUCUAGUCUCCGGCGUCUCCAUUUCCCGCCUCUUAUCCAAUUCUAACAAAUUCUCCACCAGUAAAGGCCCUGCCACCGAAACCGACGUUCCCUAAUACAUGGCGGCCAAAAUACAGCGAUAAGUAUACAUGUGUGUGUGUGUGUGUGUGUUAGAUGUUGUAGCUUACUUUGUGUUUUGUCGUUUCUCAAGUCACUAUCAAAUUGUCUAACGCACUCCCCUGUUCUAUCACCUUCGUAUAUUAUUAGAGAAGCAAGAUGUGUAUCUUGCGGACCAACUAAUAUAGACCGUAAAGUCCAUUAAUGAAGUGAAGUCCACCCCGAAGAAUAUUCUAGAUCUUGAUAUUACUUAUUGUACAAGCUA